Drosophila subobscura is the source of this 584-nucleotide messenger RNA. RefSeq lists its product as uncharacterized. Bases 79 to 438 code for a protein of 119 amino acids. Lineage: Eukaryota; Metazoa; Arthropoda; Insecta; Diptera; Drosophilidae. The transcript has 2 exons. The record is from RefSeq and is a predicted model, not a curated record.
GUCAUUUAUGCUGAUAUCGAAGCUGUAUUGGAAAGUUUUCAUAGGAAUCUGAAUGAUCCCUUAAAAUCAUCUACCACUAUGGCUCAGAAGCAUACGGCAUGUGCAGUGUCAUUUUAUGUUGUACAUAACUAUAAUCAUCAUUUAAAUGAGAUGUGGACAUAUGAAGGACCAGAUUGUAUCGAUCAAUUCUGCCAAGUGCUUCGAUCGAAAACCAUGGGACUUUAUGAGAAGUACUGGUUAUCCGCUAAAAAACCAAUCUACGAGUUCAACAUUUGGGAUGAGGACUAUCAGGAACAUGGAGAGUGCUAUGCCUGUGAUGAGCCCAUUUCGACUGACGACCGGGAGAAGUUUUUUAACCAAUUCACAGGCCAAUAUGUAGGUCCUAUUCAUAAGGUUUGUAAGCAAACAUUUAAACUAAGCGAUCCUUUUUUCCGGUAGUUUUUCAUAACUUGUCUCGUUAUGAUAUUCAUUUAUUUGUAACAUCAAUAAAAGAUGAACUUAAGCCCAUACCGUGUAACAAAGAGUUAUACAUUGCGCUAACUCAAAUUGUUGAGAUUGAUUUUUCAAAUCAUCAACAUUAUAAA